UAUCUAUCUAUUUCAUUUUAAGUGUACACUUAUUUAGAGAGUUCAGGAACAGAAAACAAACGGAAACGGAUAGAAAACAAGACUAUUGACUAAAUAAUUGGAUUGUCGAUAUUUUGAAAUAAGAUGUUUUAUUAAGGUUAAAUAUUAUCUAUUUCCCAUUGCUCUAUUACAGAAAGUUAAAUAUUGUUAAUUUUGUGUUCUAUUUUAUGUGAGUUAAACUCAACAUGUGGUGCCUUAAAGGACGCGAAGGCCUUUGCGUUUAUAUUUUACCAGAUCAGAGAAAAUCAUUUGGUAAAUCAAAGAGUGACAUUAAGCUGGAAGGAGAUGCAACCGUCAGUAGACUUCAUGCAAUAGUUUCUGUAGAGCCAACAGAGGAAUUAGAGACGCAAUAUAAAUGUGUUAUUACCGAUGUAUCUAAAUAUGGAACAUUUAUUAUAAGAGAUAAGGAGAAGACGAAAUUGUCUGCUAAUAAUAAAUUUAUUUUGAAAGCUGGUGACACAGUGCAGUUUGGUCUAAAGGAGUCUACCUUUGCAGUAUUAUGUCACUUAUUUAUAAUUACGAGCUCUAGUUUGAACGAAGAAGAUACCAAGAAAUUGAAGAAUGUUAUAUGUCAUUUAAAAGUAAAAUUUUCUGAGACUUGGAAGAAUUUUUGCACACACUUGACAGUGGCUAAAACUACAUUAUUUACCACAAAAUUAGCUUGUGCAUUAGCGUCUGCCAAACCUAUAGUUACAAAAGCAUAUUGGGAGGCGGUAAAUAUAGCCGUUGAAGAAUCUAAAGAAUUACCAAAAAUUGAAGAUUAUCUGCCAAAAGUAAAGGAAGAAUGGUUGAAAGUUUGCUCGAAACAGUUUCUACCGAAUGAAAAACGUAGAACGCUGUUCAAAGAUUUAUCGUUUGUGCACUUUUGCGCGAAGCAAUAUUUUGCAUAUGCACCAUUGAUUACCGCAGCAGGUGGCAAAUCGUGUGUGUAUCCCACGAAAAGACCUUUGACUCCCCGAGAUCUCACUGCAAAAAAUGCCAUCGUUAUACAACAGCCCACAAAUGAUUCUUUGCAAUUUACUCAAGCUAUUACAGCUGAUUAUCCAAUUAUCUAUCGCAAACUACAAGCUGUCAAGCGUAGAAUGGUUUCCGACACUGAAAUUCCACUCGCGAUUUUAUAUUGUACCACGGAAAUGUAUUGUAACCCGAAAUAUGAUUUUGCCACGUUCUUUAAAUCGAAAACUCCAACAUUUCUUCCCUCUGACUCAAUAAUCGAGAAUACGCAGGAUAUCAAUAAUAUCGAUAUGCGACAAAUUAAGAGAAAAAUAAUUCCCGAAACUUGUGAGCAAAAUGAUGAGAAUGUUACGAAAAACAUUUGCCCUCUUGACGAGAAAAAAAAGAAACGUACAUCUGAUUUCAAUGAGAGCAGUGUGACACUGGAUGCUGAUAAUGGUGAAUUCGAAAACAAAAUAAUUCCCGAAACUUGCGAUUCGCAAACUGGUAAAAUUUCGACGAGCUCGUGCCUUUUUCACAAGAACGAACGCAAGAACAUACCUAGCACUAGCGAGAAUGAUAUCGUAACAAAAAGCAUGCGAGAUGAUGAUAAUGAAGGAACUAAACAGAAAAUAAUUGAACACAAAACUUGCGAUUCUCAGAAUAAUCGGAACAUGUCAACAAGGACUCUUUGUGCUAACGAGAAUAAACGAAGAUAUGUUUCCGAUAGAAGUAUUCCUGCAAAAACUCAAAAUAUUAGAAGUAUUAUACAAGAUUUUUCUAACGAGAACAAUCCCGAUUGUAGCAAGAGUAGUGUUGCAAAUGAAAUUUUACCUAGUAACGUCAAUAAAUUGCAAAUUAUUCCCGACAGCUCCGAUUCCUUAAAAAAGAAUAUAAGCAAUAUGUUUUCCAUCGAGAGCAAUAAUAAACGAGUUCAAAUUUUUGACACUUGCGAAUUUGAGGAACUUAUUGUAGACAAUGUUGCUGCGGAAAAAGAGCGACGAAAUAUCAAAUUUCAAAACAAAGACAUUUUUCACAAAAAUGCAGCUGUUACAGAAAGUAAUAAAAAGAAAUAUAUGUUGCAAGAAAAUAAAUGUGGAUUUCAAAAGCAAAAAUUGAUUCUUAAUGAAGAAAAUAGUACAAUUUUUGAAGAAAAUUUGAACAGAAGAGAAAAUUUAAAUGUUGAAAAAGAUAAUUUAAUCAGUAACAAUGAUAAAUUUACGACUGCAGGAUGGGAAAGUUCCAAAAAUAUGAAAACUCCGUUAAUGGUAUCCACAAAAGAAAUUAAUGAUGACGACGUUUAUAUAAAAGAAAAAGAGAAAAAUCUAUUUGGAGAAAAUUAUUCCAAAGUUGAAUUACAAAAUUUAUUGAAAGAGCAAGAGUCGAGUUCAAUUUACAAUUCUGAGAAAACUAGAGAAGAUGAAAGAGUGAAAGAGGAUAAAGUACAAAUGAAAGAUAUUAAAAGAAAACAUCCUCGAGAAACAGGAGAUAAUUGGUGCGAAAGAUAUACAAAUCAAAAAUUUACGGAUAAAAUAUUGCGGAAAGAUGAACCUUGUGGAAAAAAAUUUUUAAAGAUGUCUGUUAAGAAACCAGAGAGAACAUUAAAAGCGGACGACUUUGUUUUGUGAUUUACAAUUUUUUAUAAAAAAAAAGAAUGUAACAUAGAAUAUUUAAAAUGUGAUAUACAUUGUGAAUAAAAAUGUGAAUAUUAAAAAUUAAAA
Molecule: messenger RNA, 2693 nt
Organism: Solenopsis invicta (red fire ant)
Lineage: Eukaryota; Metazoa; Arthropoda; Insecta; Hymenoptera; Formicidae
Gene: nbs
Exons: 9
Coding region: 225-2600 (791 amino acids)
Biological process (GO): double-strand break repair via homologous recombination; mitotic G2 DNA damage checkpoint signaling
Cellular component (GO): Mre11 complex
Molecular function (GO): damaged DNA binding; protein binding
Source: RefSeq, a predicted model, not a curated record